Molecule: messenger RNA, 549 nt
Organism: Harmonia axyridis
Lineage: Eukaryota; Metazoa; Arthropoda; Insecta; Coleoptera; Coccinellidae
Exons: 1
Coding region: 1-549 (182 amino acids)
Source: RefSeq, a predicted model, not a curated record
AUGCUAACUGUGUUAGCGACAGUAUUGAAACCUGCGAGCUAUCUUCCAUCUAUUGAGGAAAUUCGUAAUAAUUUGCCACAACACUUUGAGCAAUUUACUGAUGUGAGAGCCAUUCUUGAUUGUACAGAAAUCUCUGUUCAGAGAACUAAAUGCCUGCGUUGUAGAGUAAGAUGUUAUUCUAACUAUAAAGGGAAUAACACCGUAAAAUUCAUGGUGGCCGUGACGCCUGCAGGAUUGAUCAGUUUUGUCAGUGAAGCUUAUGGUGGAAGAGCAUCUGACAAAAUAAUUUUUGAGCAGAGUGGUCUCAUAUCCUCCCUGAAGCCUAAUGAGGAUGCCAUUAUGGUGGAUCGAAGUUUUCUAAUUGAUGAAAUUUUUCCGGAAAAUGGAAUAAAACUGAUUCUCCCACCAUUCAUGCGAAACAGAAAACAAAUGUCUCUUCAGGAGGUUGAACAAAAUAUAUUCAUAGCUAGAGCAAGAGUCCAUAUCAAACGUGUGAACCAGAGAAUAAAAAUUUUGAGUAAUGUUUUACCGUGGAACCUGGUUCCUUAA